UGGUUUUUAUUUUCUGUCCUGAGAUGCUCAGGAGUCCUUUUGGGUUAUUCAGAGAGUAAAACAUGGCUUAUGCUGGGCAGAGCUGUUGCUGGGCUGCCGCUUGCUUUCUGUGUCUCCUGGGCUAUCUCUUUGCAUGCCCAUUUCUAAGAAGUACACUGAGUCACCUGUUGGAGGCGGCAGGGCCUGAUCUCAGCUUACCACCUGUGCCCGGAAACACUAGGUGCUGCACAAGAGGAUGUCUACACAGUAAUGUCUACACGUGUGCUUUUUGCUGGUAUUAACAUUUGAAUGUCAUUUUAAGAUACCAUGAAUCGUUUCUUCCUCUUCCGGGGACGGUGCUUAGGGGCACUCAGGAUGGUCCAGCGUUUGACAUACCGUCGUAGGCUUUCCUACAAUACAGCCUCUAACAAAACUAGGCUGUCUCGAACCCCUGGCAACAGGAUCGUUUACCUUUACACCCAGAAGGUUGGGAAAGCACCUAAGUCCGCGUGUGGCGUGUGCCCAGGCAGACUGCGAGGGGUUCGUGCUGUGAGACCCAAAGUCCUCAUGGGAUUGUUUAAGACAAAGAAGCACGUCAGCAGGGCCUAUGGUGACUCCAUGUGCGCCAAGUGUGUCCGUGACAGGAUCAAGCCGGCUUUCCUUAUUGAGGAGCAGAAAAUCGUCGUGAAAGUGUUGAAGGCACAAGCCCGGAGUCAGAAAGCAAAGAAAAUGGGUGACCUUUUUUAAGUAAUAAAAAUCAAGACUUGGUCAAAAAAAAAAAGAUACCAUAAAUCUGGGGUUGGGGAUUUAGCUCAGUGGUAGAGCGCUUGCCUAGCAAGCGCAAGGCCCUGGGUUCGGUCCCCAUGAAUCUGUGCACUGGAUCUUUUUAGUUUUAUUUGUAGGCUCUGACUCAUAAUCCUGCCUCCCUCUGU
Rattus norvegicus (Norway rat) is the source of this 911-nucleotide messenger RNA. Lineage: Eukaryota; Metazoa; Chordata; Mammalia; Rodentia; Muridae. The record is from RefSeq and is a predicted model, not a curated record.